AUGAGUGUGGAAGCCAAGUACCGUGCAGCUUCUCUGUAUGUGGGUGACCUCCACGAAGAUGUCACUGAGGAUGUGUUAUUCAGAAAGUUCAACACAGUGGGACCAGUGUUGUCCAUCCGCAUCUGCAAGGACCUGGUUUCCGGGCGUUCACUGGGCUAUGCCUAUGUCAACUUCCUCCAGCUGGACGAUGCGCAGAAGGCCCUAGACACCAUGAACUUUGACUUGAUCAAAGGCAAAUCCAUCCGUCUCAUGUGGUCUCAACGGGAUGCAUACCUGAGGAAAUCGGGAAUCGGGAAUGUGUUUAUCAAGAAUCUGGACAAAUCCAUUGAUAACAAAACCUUGUAUGAAAACUUCUCUCCGUUUGGAAAGAUCCUGUCCUCCAAGGUGAUGAGUGACGAGGAAGGCUCCAAGGGCUAUGGCUUCGUGCACUACCAGGACCAGAGUGCUGCAGACAGGGCCAUCGAGGAGAUGAAUGGGAAGCAGUUGAGGGACUGCGCAGUGUUUGUGGCCAGAUUCAAAAGCCGUCAGGAUCGUGAGGCUGAGCUCAGAAGCAAACCCAGCGAAUUCACUAACGUGUACAUCAAAAACUUUGGGGAUGAUAUGGACGAUGAGGGGCUCAAGGAAGUUUUCAGCAAAUACGGCCAAACUUUGAGCGUCAAGGUGAUGAAAGAUGCCAACGGGAAGUCCAAAGGCUUCGGGUUUGUAAGCUUUUAUAGCCACGAGGCUGCCAGAAAUGCAGUUGAAGAAAUGAAUGGACAGGAUAUAAACGGGCAGACAAUUUUUGUAGGCAGAGCUCAGAAGAAGGUAGAACGCCAGGCUGAGUUGAAGGAAAUGUUUGAACAGAUGAAAAAGGAAAGAAUCCGUGCACGUCAUGCGGCGAAGCUCUACAUUAAGAACCUGGAUGAAACCAUCGAUGAUGAAACACUGCGCAAGGAAUUUUCUUGCUUUGGGUCCAUUUGCCGAGUUAAGGUGAUGCAGGAGGCAGGGCAAAGCAAAGGGUUUGGCUUGAUCUGCUUUUUCUCUCCCGAGGCAGCUGCUAAAGCAAUGGCUGAGAUGAAUGGCCGCGUCCUGGGCUCCAAACCCCUCAACAUUGCACUGGGCCAGAAGCACUGAAGAAGAACGAUCCUACCUCGCCAAUCUCAGUAGCAGCUAGAGCAAUACUGCUCUCCCCCUGAAGGGUGCUGUAAGGGUAAGCGUCAAAACUUGAUGGCUGCUCAAUGAAUUUUGUGUACAAAAACAUUUCUUGUGUGUGUGUAUGAAAAAGCAAAUGUGUGUUAGAAGCUUGGUUUGUUUUGCAGGGUGCAUCCUCAAAUUUUAAAAAAAUGCAUAUAUUUUUUCUUAUUUUCUAAUAUUCACAACUGUUUAAUUGGUUACAUUUUUAUUAUAUUUUGAACCAAAUGAAGCAAAUGCUUGUAUUUAUUGCAUAUUUUAGUCUUUUGUUUUAAUAACGUUGCGAGCUUUAGUUUCUCCUAUGAAAAGGU
This is a messenger RNA of Peromyscus eremicus (cactus mouse), 1481 nucleotides long. RefSeq names its product poly(A) binding protein cytoplasmic 4 like (gene Pabpc4l). Lineage: Eukaryota; Metazoa; Chordata; Mammalia; Rodentia; Cricetidae. The coding region runs from base 1 to 1113 and encodes 370 amino acids. Gene Ontology annotation, cellular component: ribonucleoprotein complex; cytosol; nucleus. Gene Ontology annotation, molecular function: poly(A) binding; poly(U) RNA binding; mRNA 3'-UTR binding. The transcript has a single exon. The record is from RefSeq and is a predicted model, not a curated record.